Molecule: messenger RNA, 1703 nt
Organism: Salvia splendens (bonfire salvia)
Lineage: Eukaryota; Viridiplantae; Streptophyta; Magnoliopsida; Lamiales; Lamiaceae
Product: 26S proteasome regulatory subunit 6B homolog
Exons: 6
Coding region: 91-1338 (415 amino acids)
Molecular function (GO): ATP hydrolysis activity; ATP binding
Source: RefSeq, a predicted model, not a curated record
AGCAAGUCAGCAACGGUAGAAAAAGUAGCAAAAGGAAUUUGAUCUGAGAAAAAACAUAACCCUAAUCGGAAACCAAGAUCUAAAACAACAAUGGCAGCGUCCGCAAUGGUGCUCGAUCCUAAGCCUGCGGCCAUCUCCGAACCGCCGCCGUCUCAUCCUGCCGUCAAAUCUGAUAUUCCCACCGUCGAUGAGGAAGAUUUGUACGGACGGCUUAAAUCCUUGCAGCGCCAGAUCGAAUUCAUCGAUAUUCAGGAGGAAUACGUCAAGGAUGAAUUGAAGAACCUAAAGCGGGAGCUUCUGAGGGCGCAGGAGGAGGUGAAGCGGAUUCAGUCUGUGCCAUUGGUAAUUGGCCAAUUCAUGGAAAUGGUUGACCAGAACAACGGCAUCGUCGGCUCUACCACUGGCUCGAAUUACUACGUCAGGAUCCUGAGCACUAUCAACCGAGAGCUACUCAAACCCUCCGCCUCCGUGGCGCUGCACCGUCAUUCCAACGCCUUGGUUGAUGUGCUGCCCCCGGAAGCUGACUCCAGCAUCUCCCUGCUCAGCCAAUCCGAGAAGCCCGAUGUUACCUACACUGAUAUUGGUGGAUGUGAUAUUCAAAAGCAAGAGAUUCGUGAAGCUGUUGAGUUACCUCUCACGCACCAUGAACUGUACAAGCAGAUUGGUAUUGAUCCUCCUCGCGGUGUGUUACUUUAUGGUCCACCUGGUACAGGAAAGACCAUGCUUGCAAAAGCUGUAGCCAACCACACAACUGCAGCUUUCAUUAGAGUGGUGGGUUCAGAGUUUGUUCAAAAAUAUCUUGGAGAGGGUCCUAGAAUGGUCCGCGAUGUAUUUCGUCUUGCCAAGGAGAAUGCACCUGCAAUUAUCUUUAUAGAUGAGGUAGAUGCCAUUGCAACAGCACGUUUUGAUGCUCAAACUGGAGCUGAUAGAGAGGUUCAGAGGAUUCUGAUGGAGCUUCUAAAUCAGAUGGAUGGAUUCGAUCAAACUGUGAAUGUAAAGGUCAUCAUGGCUACUAAUCGUGCGGACACUUUGGACCCCGCACUUCUCCGUCCUGGUAGACUUGAUCGUAAAAUUGAAUUUCCUUUGCCUGAUAGGCGUCAGAAGAGACUUGUUUUCCAGGUUUGUACUGCCAAGAUGAACUUAAGUGAUGAAGUUGACUUGGAAGACUAUGUCUCUCGGCCCGAUAAAAUAAGUGCUGCUGAGAUUGCGGCUAUAUGCCAGGAGGCGGGUCUGCAUGCUGUGAGGAAAAACCGGUACGUGAUACUUCCUAAGGAUUUUGAGAAAGGAUACAGAAGCAAUGUGAAGAAGCCAGACACUGAUUUUGAGUUUUACAAGUAAUUGCAGUUGGUUUUCAUGUUGUUAGUAGUUAUUGUAUAACAGUGAGAUCAUCUAUGUAUGGUGUUAAAUAUAUGAGUUGAACACUUGGUUGUGUUAAUUUAAUUGAAUAGAUAUUAAUGGUUGGUAGAUGAAAUGGUUGGGUUUUGUGUGGGAAUUUUGCAAUGCAGCUAAUGAAGAGAAGUUAUCUUUAGUUGAAAGGAAGAAUUGGAUUGGAGGGGAAAAUGCAAUUGGUGUGCAGAUUCUGUGUGUGGGCUCCCUUCCCAUGUGAAAGAAAGUGCUGUGUGUUUGAUUAUGAUUAUGAUUAUGAUUAUGAUUAUGAUUAUGAUUAUGAUUAUGUGACAAGUCCAAGUCGCUGUAUUUGUACA